Molecule: messenger RNA, 1392 nt
Organism: Acytostelium subglobosum LB1
Lineage: Eukaryota; Evosea; Eumycetozoa; Acytosteliales; Acytosteliaceae
Exons: 4
Biological process (GO): protein phosphorylation; signal transduction
Cellular component (GO): cytoplasm
Molecular function (GO): ATP binding; protein serine/threonine kinase activity
Source: RefSeq, a predicted model, not a curated record
UAUAACAAAGUGUAUAGAUACUUCAAGAAGAGAGGAUCACGCAGCAAGACAAUGACCGAAACGAUGAAGGCGCAUAAUAUCAAUGACCACUUGGGUCUGGAAAAGAAGGAUUCUCACCAGCUGGCCAAGGAUUCAUCAUCUUCCACCACUUCGUCAUCGUCCUCUUCGUCUUCAUCAACAUCGGGUGCCAACAACUCCACAUCGUCGUCGUCACAUAGUUCCAAGACCUACCCCUACGAAAUCCUCAGAAUCGUAGGCCAGGGCACCUUUGGCAAGGUGUACGAGGCCAAGAACAGUGACGGCAAGCGUGUUGCCAUCAAAAAGGUGGAGAAGUCCAGCCAUUUCAUCAGUAGAGAGUAUGACAUCCUAAAGGUUAUCAAUCAUCCCAACUGUCUAAAGAUAUUGGAUAUUUUUAUUACCAAUGAGGAUAACAAGAAGAUGCAAAACUUAGUGUUUGACUUCAUACCAUAUACACUGGCCAGUCUGCUAAAGAAGAAGACAUUGUCUUUGAACUUUAUCCGUGUACAGUUCUACCAACUGUGUCAGGCCAUCAAACAUAUACACUCCAAGAAUAUAUGUCACCGAGACAUUACGCCAAACAACAUCCUGCUGAACGCCAAGGGAGAGUUGGUACUGGCAGACUUUGGCAGUGCCAAGAUACUAGAGUUCAAUCACACCAGCAUGUCAUAUAUAUGCUCACGAUACUAUCGCGCACCUGAACUCUUGGUUGGUUGUCAGAACUACUCUACAAAGAUUGAUAUAUGGUCGAUUGGAUGUAUCCUUGCCGAGAUGUUGAAUGGUAAACCAUUGUUCCCAGGAACAAAUUCGGCAGAUCAACUCGCCAGGAUUAUCGAAGUACUUGGAACACCAACAUCAGAUGAUAUGGAGGCCAUGAGACCAAGCAAGAGUCACUCAAUGCAGGUGCCAUCUGUUCGAGCAAAGAUGUUCGAUGCGUUCAACUCUGUGGACUGCAGAGAGGUAGUUGAUCUACUAUCAAAGAUACUGGUGUUUGAUCCAACAAAGAGAGCAUCAAUUGAGGACAUUCUACUUCAUCCAUUCCUGCAGAAGGUGAACCUCCAGACACUUGAGCACUUUGAAGAGAUGAAGUGCUUCAAUACCAAGUCGAUGUCAACAUCACAGAAUAAUAUGUCGUCCUCGGGAUCAUCAUCGAUCACUACGGCAUCGACAUCCACCACGAGCAAAGAUCACACCUCUCUAUCGAGAAUGAACUCCAGCGUAAUCACCAGCAGCACCAAUCUUAUUAGUCUCAACACCAGCACCAGCUCAACAAACGUACACAAGGUGGCCACAGGUGGCUCCAACCACAUGGCCAGCUUGGGCAACAGCAACAACGGCGUCAUCAACACACAUCCACUUACGAUCAACACAACA